AUGAUUCAACAUCAUAGUUUUGCCAAUAGAAUGGACCAAGAUAUAAAAAAAGAUAAAAGAUCAAUUACAUCUGCUCUAAAUCUACAAAAAGCACGUGAUGCUAGAAAAAAUCAAUUUGUGAUCUAUGAUAGUGAUUCUGAUUCUGAUAAUGGUUCUGAUAAUGAUAAUACAAAGAAAAGAAUAAACAACAAAGCUACUGUUCAAAAGAAAAGAAUGAAUAAAAAAAUGGAAUCUCUCAUCGAAAUUAUUAAAGAAUCAGAUAUUAUAAAGAAUAAAAUGAUUAUGAAGUUUUAA
Molecule: messenger RNA, 294 nt
Organism: Cavenderia fasciculata
Lineage: Eukaryota; Evosea; Eumycetozoa; Acytosteliales; Cavenderiaceae
Exons: 3
Coding region: 1-294 (97 amino acids)
Source: RefSeq, a predicted model, not a curated record